Messenger RNA from Zasmidium cellare ATCC 36951, 888 nucleotides. RefSeq lists its product as uncharacterized. Gene Ontology annotation, molecular function: ribose-5-phosphate isomerase activity. Bases 1 to 888 code for a protein of 295 amino acids. NCBI's taxonomy places the organism in Eukaryota, Fungi, Ascomycota, Dothideomycetes, Mycosphaerellales, Mycosphaerellaceae. Gene Ontology annotation, biological process: pentose-phosphate shunt, non-oxidative branch; D-ribose metabolic process. Gene Ontology annotation, cellular component: intracellular membrane-bounded organelle. The record is from RefSeq and is a predicted model, not a curated record. The transcript has a single exon.
AUGGCCACCACAGCAGCAGAAGCCAAAGCCAAAGCCGCCACCUCCACCGCCCUCGUCGAAGCCGCCAAAAAGAAAGCCGCCUUCGCCGCCGUCGCCGAGCACUUCACCUCCACCAUGCGCUUCGUAGGGAUCGGCUCCGGCAGCACCAUAGUCUACGGCGUCGAAGCCAUCAAAGCGCACCUCGCCGCGCACCCGCCCCCACAAGGCCACAUAAACUGGUUCGUGCCGACAGGCUGGAACUCGCGCAAAGUGAUCGAAGCGGCCGGGCUCACGCCCAUCGCCUUCGACUCCCUCCCGGCGGACGCGCAGCUGGAAGUCGCCUUCGACGGCGCGGACGAAGUCGACGACGAGCUGAACUGCAUCAAGGGCGGCGGCGCGUGUCUCUUCCAGGAGAAACUCGUGGCGUGCCGGAGCAAGAAAUUCGUGUGUAUCGCGGAUUACCGCAAGAACCAGCAGCGGCUGUUGACGAAUUGGCCGACGAUUCCGAUUGAGGUUGCGCCGAUUGCGUAUGCGAGUGUGAUUCGGGAGUUGGUGGCGUUGGGGAGUGUCAAGCCGAUUUUGAGGGAGCAUACGCUUUCCAAGACCGGGCCCGUGCAGACGGAUCAGAGCUUUUAUAUUAUUGAUGCGCCGUUUAAGCAGUUGUUGACUGCGGGGGAUGUCAAGCAGGGGAAGGACGGGAGUGGGAAGGAUGGGGUGUGGGAAGUGGAGACAUUGGCGAGGAGGAUCAAGGCGAUUAAUGGUGUGUUGGAGGUGGGACUUUUCUGUGGGUUGAAUGGUAUUCAGGCGCAGGCGGCAGGUCUGCUGGGAGGCCAGAAGCCAGUGGCGGUGUACUUUGGCACGGCGGAAGGAGAGGUGCAAAAGGUGCAGUGCAGCGAGCUCACGAACUGA